Molecule: messenger RNA, 558 nt
Organism: Lycium barbarum (goji berry)
Lineage: Eukaryota; Viridiplantae; Streptophyta; Magnoliopsida; Solanales; Solanaceae
Product: histone H4
Exons: 1
Coding region: 80-391 (103 amino acids)
Biological process (GO): nucleosome assembly
Cellular component (GO): nucleosome
Molecular function (GO): DNA binding; structural constituent of chromatin; protein heterodimerization activity
Source: RefSeq, a predicted model, not a curated record
UCCCCUUCAAUUCAUUCAAGUCAAAAACCCUAGAAAAUUCAAACCAGGAAUUCAUUCAAAUUAAAAUUUCUCUUUGAAAAUGUCAGGUCGUGGAAAGGGAGGAAAGGGGUUGGGAAAGGGAGGAGCCAAGAGGCACAGAAAGGUUCUUAGAGAUAACAUUCAGGGCAUUACAAAGCCAGCAAUUCGUCGAUUGGCUCGUAGGGGUGGUGUGAAGCGUAUAUCAGGUCUGAUUUACGAGGAGACACGUGGAGUCCUCAAGAUCUUUCUAGAGAAUGUGAUUCGUGAUGCUGUUACCUACACUGAGCACGCUAGGAGAAAGACUGUUACCGCUAUGGAUGUUGUCUAUGCCCUUAAGAGGCAGGGCCGGACCCUCUAUGGUUUUGGCGGUUAGACUGUGGAUCUGUUGUUAGGCAAUUAGUUAAUGUAGAUUUUAAGGAAAUUUCUGCAGUUUCUGUGUUUUGGUUUCUCUGUAGCGUUUUGUUCUAGAUCUGGUUCUUAAGGUCCAGUUAUUGUAAUUUCUCCUUACAUAUUCAAUGGACCAAGUUCAAUUUCUAGAAA